CGAAUAGUAGUGGAAAGUUUGAAUUUGUCUUUGGUUUAAAUGUGCAGGACUGGGUUUAACAGGUUAAAGUGUUAAAAGGAUAUUAAUAUAUUGAAGUGGUGUUUGGUGUUAAAAUUUAAAAAUUAGAAAGAACUUGAUGGGAAGAAUGGAAUGAUCGAAAAUCAGAAGAUGUCACAGAGCAAAUGCUGCCGACUCUGCUGUUCCAACAACAAUCUAAUUUCGAUGUUUGGCGGCAAAACUAAGAAUAAAAGAGAUUUGCUAAGGAAAAUGAUAUUCGAGAUAUUGCAACUAGAGAUACGGCCUUCCGACUCUGUUACCUCGGUUUGCUUCAACUGCUGCGUGGAUAUAUCGAAUUUCUUUACUUUUAAGUUAAAUUAUCUUCACUGUCAGGAGUAUAUAGAAAUGAAGUUUGGCAGAGAAGAUAACAAUAAGAAAAUCAGACUCCAAUGUAGUGACCUGCACGAUAUGCAAAUUCCUGGUAUUAAAGAUAUAGAAUGCAUAAUAAAUUGGUUAGUUAGUAAGGGGGGGUCGACUUCAAAGAAAACAGAAGAUAUAGGAAUACAAACUUCAAGGGUAAUAUUGCGAGACAUGCCCGUGCAAGUUUCUAGUGAGCCUGUGAAAAAUGUUGUGGAUAAUGCCACUAUGACUUUACCAAUAAUUGAUGAAACCAAUUCUAAACUAGCUAAUGUACUGGAUGUUCAGAAUACAUACCAACAAUUAAAUUCCAGAUCAAAGCAUAAAAUGAGAUCAAAUCAAAACAAGAACAGAAGCUGCCAAACUAAUUUUCUAUGGUGUAGUGAUAAGGAUAAAAGUUCCAGCCUAGGAACAAGUAAAUUAAAAUAUACAAACUCUGAAACCAGGAUUCUUAAAGACAAUUUAACUGAAACUAGCUCGUCAGAAAGGGGCAGCGAGAGUGCACAGUGCAGUUUAUCCCUAUCACCAAGUAAAAACAGUUUUAGGCCAGUGAAGUCUCAAUGUAACACCCACCGAGAAGCCAUAGAAGAAACUAAAAGUCCCGAGCAUCCCAAUCCCUGCAAGUUUGAAGCUGUUUUGCCUCUAUCAUCAGGUUUGUUAGAAAUAAAUGGCUCUAAAUAUGUCACGAUAUGUAAAUAUUGCGAUAAAGUACUUUGCAGUAAAGUAGAAAUGGCCCUACACAAUAGGAUUCACCUGCGAUGUAUUUUGUGUAGGAAAAAAUUCAGGAGCCAGAAAGGGCAGAGUAGGCAUCUUAAUGCUUGCAAAAUGAAGCAUUGCUUGGAUCGGGUGCCAUAUGUCGAGUUAGAGAGGCUCAAUUACACCAAUUUCUUGUAAAUAUUCACCUGAUUUCAUUUUUUUUUUUUGACACUUUCAUAGUCGCCCCAUUUUUGGACUGGUUCUGGUCAUGGAUGUGUCAAAAAAAUAAAGAAAGAGACAGAAAAAGGCAUUUAGCUACUUUAAAAUGAUUUUGUUCAUUGUUUUAAAAUUUUGUUAAUACCAUUUACAGAUUUUACCGUUUAAGGAAAUCAGAAAUCAGACAGGUUUUUCACAUAUGGAAGGUUGAUAAUUUUGAAGGCAACUAGUAAUCUCCCAGAUGACCUCUCCAAAUUUUGUUAUUUAAUCGCAUUUCUUGCAAUUUCUAUUUUUUUCCAAAAUAUUGAUGCUAACUUUAAUAUCCCUAAUGUGUCCCUGGAAAUUCAUGGUAAACUUCAGACAGGUGUUCAAAAUUGGAUAACCCAAUUGAUUACUUUGUUCCAUGUGUUUGACCUCAGGAGGCUUAGUUCACUAGGUCACUGUAUGAGCUCCCCACUGGGAGCCCACACAGUGACCUAGUUAAUAUUGUCAAAUUUUAAAAAAUAAUGUCCUAAAAUUAUUCAUUCAUUCAAUGAUUGGUCUAUUCCAGCCAUUAGGAGCCUAAGAACAGUAGUAAAGAAAAUGAAGAGAAAACAUGUGUAAAAUAAGGUUUCCCUAAAGACUAGUACAUUUUUGUUUUUAACUUUUAAAGUUUCAAUAAAUCUGUAUGUUUCGCUAUGAAAACAUGUUU
Cylas formicarius (sweet potato weevil) is the source of this 2017-nucleotide messenger RNA. RefSeq lists its product as uncharacterized. The transcript has 4 exons. Gene Ontology annotation, molecular function: zinc ion binding. Bases 151 to 1308 code for a protein of 385 amino acids. The record is from RefSeq and is a predicted model, not a curated record. Gene Ontology annotation, cellular component: nucleus. Lineage: Eukaryota; Metazoa; Arthropoda; Insecta; Coleoptera; Brentidae.